AUGAGGUAUUUUAAAGGUACAACUGAUUAUGGUGUGGUGUAUCCUAAGCCAAAUGAUGAAGGAAAGAAGCUAAUUGGUUACCAUGUCUCAAACUGGGGCUAUCAAGAUACACUAUAUGUAGACCAGGGCUACCAGUUCUACCGCAACUGCAAGACUUAUGGAACCAUCGACUUUAUAUAUGGUCAUUCAACUACCUUGAUCCAAAACUCAACAAUUUUGGUGAGAAAGCCUGCUCUAGGACAGUCGAAUGUCGUGGUGGCAGAUGUCACAAACAUAAACACCAAUUUAAGUACCGACAUAGUGCUUCAGAACUACUCUAUAAGUCCAAAUGUUGAGCUCACACCAUUUCCGCCAACAGUGAAGACAUACUUGGCAAGACCAUGGCAAGCAUUUUCAACAGCAGUCUUCCUUAACAAUUAUAUUGAUGAUUUUAUCCAUCAAGAUGGAUAUAUGAUUUGGACAAAAGAUUAA
Messenger RNA from Medicago truncatula (barrel medic), 471 nucleotides. Its product is annotated as pectinesterase 4. Bases 1 to 471 code for a protein of 156 amino acids. NCBI's taxonomy places the organism in Eukaryota, Viridiplantae, Streptophyta, Magnoliopsida, Fabales, Fabaceae. Gene Ontology annotation, biological process: cell wall modification. The record is from RefSeq and is a predicted model, not a curated record. Gene Ontology annotation, molecular function: pectinesterase activity. The transcript is spliced from 2 exons.